Molecule: messenger RNA, 1021 nt
Organism: Phragmites australis (common reed)
Lineage: Eukaryota; Viridiplantae; Streptophyta; Magnoliopsida; Poales; Poaceae
Product: xylanase inhibitor protein 1-like
Exons: 1
Coding region: 46-951 (301 amino acids)
Biological process (GO): carbohydrate metabolic process
Cellular component (GO): extracellular region
Molecular function (GO): chitinase activity
Source: RefSeq, a predicted model, not a curated record
CAUCAUCCAUCACUUCAAUCGGUGUACUAAGAGUGUGUGAUAGACAUGGCGUUUAGAGGCCGUUCAUGUGCCCUAUCUCUUCUCUGCCUCGCCGUUGUCCUAUCCUUCCUCGCUGGCCCGGCCAUGGCCAAAAAGACUGGCCAGCUGACCGUCUUCUGGGGCCGGAACAAGAACGAGGGCUCCCUCCGUGAGGCCUGUGACACCGACCUCUACACCACGGUCAUCAUCUCCUUCUACAGCGUCUUCGGCCACGGCCGAUACUGGGGCGACCUCUCCGGCCACCCGCUCUACGGCGUCGGCGACGACAUCAAGCACUGCCAGUCCAAGAAAAUCCUCGUGCUCCUCUCCAUAGGCGGCGGCGGCUCCGACUACUCGCUCCCGUCCUUCCAGUCGGCGGACGACGUCGCCGACAACCUGUGGAACGCCCACCUCGGCGGGUUCAGCAGGGGCGUGUUCCGCCCGUUCGGCGACGCCGUGGUCGACGGCAUCGACUUCUUCAUCGACCGCGGCGCGCCGGACCACUACGAUGAGCUCGCCUGGCGCCUCGCGUGGUACAGCCGCCAUGGCGGCAAGAAGGCCGUGCGGCUGACGGCGACGCCAAGGUGCGUGUACCCGGACCAGCACGUGGAGAAGGCGCUGGCGACGGGGCUGUUCGAGCGCCUGCACGUCCGAUUCUACGACGACGCCAGGUGCUCGUACAACCACGCUGGCCUGAGCGGAGUGAUGAAGGAGUGGAGCAAGUGGACGGCGAGGUACCCGAGGAGCCAGGUGUACCUCGGCUUGGCGGCGGCGAACGUGCCCGGGAAGGACGACAACGUGUUCGUGAAGGCGCUCUACUACGACCUGCUGCCCAACGUGCAGAAAGCGGGCAACUACGGCGGCAUCAUGCUCUGGGACAGGUUCUACGACAAGCAGACCGGAUACGGCGCCACCGUCAAAUACUGGGCGUAAUUCACAUGUGUUUGUAAUAGUGUCGUGUCUGCAUGCAUGCCCUAACACGCAAGUGAUCUAAAAAUAAGAA